AUUUAGUGGAUUAUGAUGGUAAGAGUGCUUCAUGAUGAAUAUGCCUGUGAAAACACCUGUUCCACCCAAAACUAGCUGGAAACCUGGUAGGGUAAAAGUAGUCAGAGCAUUAUACAAAUAUACAGCGCAACAAGCAGAUGAAUUAUCUUUCGAUGAAGGAGAUAUACUUUAUGUUUAUGAAAAAGACGUAGACAGUAAUUGGUGGAAAGCUAAAUGUGGAAGUCGUGAAGGCCUUAUACCUGUUAAUUAUGUCGAAGAACAAAUGCAAGAGAUCUUACUGCCAUUACACGAAGCUGCCAGACGUGGAAAUAUAUCCUUUUUAAAGGAAUAUUUAAAACAAGGGGUAUCAGGAACUGGUUUAGAUGCAGCAGGCAAUACACCAUUAUAUUGGGCUGCAUGUACUGGUCACAUUGAUUGUGUAAAAGAACUCCUUUCUUUACCAAAUUCUGCGAUUAAUGCACAAAAUAAAAUGGGAGAAACCCCAUUACAUAUUGCAGCAAAUCAUGGACAUUUAGAUGUUGUAAAUUUAUUACUUAAAAAUGGUGCUGAUCCAUUCAUAAAAAAUAAUGAUAAUCUUACAGCCAAAGAUUUGUCUUCAAAUAUAGCUAUUAAAAAUGCAUUACAAUUAAACCAAUUACACCAUAAUAUAAAAUGUGGAUAUACAGAUGAUGAUUAUAAUGAUGGAAGCGAUUCGGAAUAAU
Molecule: messenger RNA, 701 nt
Organism: Vespa crabro (European hornet)
Lineage: Eukaryota; Metazoa; Arthropoda; Insecta; Hymenoptera; Vespidae
Product: osteoclast-stimulating factor 1-like
Exons: 5
Coding region: 32-700 (222 amino acids)
Biological process (GO): signal transduction
Molecular function (GO): protein binding
Source: RefSeq, a predicted model, not a curated record